AUGUCUUCCGCAUCUGCCUUUUCACGCCUCGUGCGCUUUGUGCCCAAGUCGAACACGACAAAGGUGCUUAUCGGCCAGCCGACGCAGCAGGAGCUUGAUAUCGGCGCCGCAGUCCGGAAGGGCCAGGAAGUCGCGGCCCAUGUCUUUUCGGGCUCCUCAGUCUUGGCGCCGGGGCAGAACACCGGUGCGACAGAGACUAUCGAGCGCAUCUUGUCGCCCCUGGCUCAGAACGAGGUCGGCACUAUCCGAUGCAUCGGACUGAACUACAAGCAGCACGCCGCGGAGGUCAAAAUGGACAUGCCCACCAUCCCGACGGUGUUCAUGAAGCCAAGCACGACGCUUGCAGACCCCUGGCCAGCACAGACCAUUCUUCCCAAGCUCACUCAGGCUGAUGACUGCGGCGACUACGAAUCCGAACUGGCCAUUGUGAUCGGCCAGACGGCUAAGAACGUCAGCGAGGCUGACGCCAUGAACUAUGUUCUCGGCUACACAGCAGCCAAUGACAUCUCGAGCAGGACCUCACAGCUGAACCAAUCCCAAUGGUCCUUCUCCAAGGGAUUCGAUGGAGCCUGUCCCAUUGGCCCUACCCUGGUGUCCACGUCGAUUGUCCCGGACCCUUGCAAGCUGAGGAUCCGAGGUCUGAAGAAUGGCAACGUCGACAUGAUCUUUAGCGUCCCCAAGCUAGUCAGCUUCCUGUCUCAGGGCACCACUCUCCCCGCUGGGACAGUGAUCAUCACGGGCACACCCGCUGGCGUUGGUCUGGGCAGGAAACCCAAGGAGACCCUCCGAGAGGGAGAUGAAUUUGCGGUCGAGAUUUUGCCCCAUAUCGGCACCCUAGUCAAUGUUUUCAAGAACGAGGUUUGA
Emericellopsis cladophorae is the source of this 864-nucleotide messenger RNA. RefSeq lists its product as uncharacterized. Lineage: Eukaryota; Fungi; Ascomycota; Sordariomycetes; Hypocreales; Bionectriaceae. Gene Ontology annotation, molecular function: acetylpyruvate hydrolase activity. The record is from RefSeq and is a predicted model, not a curated record. Bases 1 to 864 code for a protein of 287 amino acids. The transcript has 6 exons.